This is a messenger RNA of Rubroshorea leprosula, 1748 nucleotides long. The record is from the annotation of a GenBank genome assembly. NCBI's taxonomy places the organism in Eukaryota, Viridiplantae, Streptophyta, Magnoliopsida, Malvales, Dipterocarpaceae.
CCAGCAGCAAACCCUCACCAGACACUCACCCUUUCUCUUUUUGUGUCUAACUUUUUUGUUCUUCAAGGGUUCGGGUGAUAAUGGCUGGAACUGGAGUGUUUUCACAGAUUUUGGAUGGAGAAGUAUACAAGUAUUACUCUGAUGGAGAGUGGAAGAAGUCUUCUUCUGGGAAAAGUGUUGCUAUUAUCAAUCCAACCACCAGAAAAACUCAGUACAAGGUUCAAGCCUGUACACAAGAAGAGGUGAACAAGGUAAUGGAAUCAGCAAAGAUUGCACAAAAAUCAUGGGCAAAGACUCCGUUAUGGAAGCGAGCAGAGCUCCUUCACAAGGCUGCUGCCAUCCUAAAGAAGCAUAAAGCACCAAUUGCUGAGUGUCUAGUUAAGGAAAUUGCCAAACCAGCCAAGGAUGCUGUUACAGAGGUUGUGAGGUCUGGGGAUCUAGUAUCUUACACUGCUGAAGAAGGGGUUAGGAUUCUGGGAGAAGGGAAAUUCCUGGUUUCUGAUAGCUUUGCUGGAAAUGAGAGGACUAAGUACUGCCUUAUCUCCAAGAUUCCACUUGGGGUGGUUUUAGCCAUUCCACCAUUCAACUAUCCUGUGAACCUUGCUGUUUCAAAAAUUGGCCCAGCAUUGGUAGCCGGAAACUCCCUUGUACUCAAGCCACCAACACAGGGUGCUGUUGCUGCUCUUCAUAUGGCGCAUUGCUUUCAUUUAGCUGGUUUUCCAAAAGGCCUUAUUAGCUGUGUCACUGGAAAAGGUUCAGAGAUUGGUGACUUCCUCACCAUGCAUUCUGGUGUAAACUGUAUAAGCUUCACCGGUGGAGACACUGGAAUUGCAAUCUCAAAAAAGGCAGGAAUGAUCCCUCUUCAGAUGGAAUUGGGAGGAAAAGAUGCUUGUAUUGUGCUUGAGGAUGCUGACUUAGAUUUGGUUGCAGCAAACAUAGUAAAAGGUGGAUUUUCUUACAGUGGACAAAGAUGUACUGCUGUUAAGGUUGUGUUGGUAAUGGAAUCUGUUGCGGAUGCUGUGAUUAAGAAGGUUAAGGCCAAAGUGGCAAAGUUAACAGUUGGUCCGCCUGAGGAUGACUGUGAUAUCACUCCAGUGGUGUCAGAAUCCUCUGCAAAUUUCAUUGAAGGAUUAGUUAUGGAUGCUAAACAGAAAGGAGCAACAUUCUGUCAGGAGUAUAAAAGAGAAGGCAACCUGAUUUGGCCAUUGUUGCUAGACAAUGUUAGACCUGACAUGAGAAUUGCUUGGGAAGAACCAUUUGGACCAGUCUUACCUGUCAUAAGGAUCAAUUCUCCCGAAGAAGGAAUCCACCAUUGCAAUGCUAGCAACUUUGGACUCCAGGGCUGUGUUUUCACUAAGGACAUUAACAAGGCUGUGCUGAUAAGUGAUGCAAUGGAGACAGGAACUGUUCAGAUCAACUCCGCGCCAGCACGUGGACCAGAUCAUUUCCCGUUUCAGGGUUUGAAGGACAGUGGAAUAGGGUCACAAGGCAUUACCAACAGCAUUAACAUGAUGACCAAGAUCAAGAGCACUGUUAUCAAUUUACCCUCCUCAUCUUACACCAUGGGUUAGUAUUAUUACUUUCAGGAGAAAUAUAUAACCCAAUUAGUAGUUACAUAAGAAAAUUUCCAAGUGAAUGUUGUUGCUAUUCAUCUUCUGUGUAUGGUGAAGGAUGAAUUAAGCAAACAAUGAAUCAAAUGAGAUGUAUUAUUCAUUAAUUAGUUCCAGUUAUAAAAUCGGUAUUGAUCU